AACUUAUGGUUUGCUAGCACAGAAGUGCUGAAUACUACAGACUUCACACCUCAGCCUAAGGAAGAAAGCAUGGAGCUGAAUCUGAGCCCCAGCUUUGAAGUUAUUGACUCGCUUUGCACCUCAGUUUACAGAGCACUGCUAAAAUCAGGUUAUCUACCACCGUAUCCCAGAAGGAGUCAUAGUGAAGGCUGAUCACCCAGCACAGCUGAUGUCGAAAGGCUAAAGAGUGAGAAAGAAAUGAUGAAUGGAAAGUAGCCAGAAGAGUAAUGGAAAUCCUCUAUCAAUGUGGAAGCCAUUAGCAGAGUAAUUGCUGUCUGUUGCCAUGACAACCAGCCGCUGCAGUCACCUGCCCGAAGUCCUGCCAGACUGCACCAGUUCGGCUGCGCCCGUGGUGAAGACUGUGGAGGAUUGUGGCAGCCUAGUGAAUGGGCAGCCACAGUAUGUCAUGCAAGUUUCAGCCAAGGACGGGCAGCUGCUGUCAACAGUAGUGCGGACCCUUGCCACCCAGAGCCCCUUCAAUGACCGGCCGAUGUGCAGGAUCUGCCAUGAGGGCAGCAGCCAAGAGGACUUGCUCUCUCCAUGUGAAUGUACAGGGACCUUGGGGACAAUUCAUCGGAGCUGCCUGGAGCACUGGCUGUCAUCCUCAAACACCAGCUACUGUGAACUCUGCCACUUCAGGUUUGCAGUCGAACGAAAACCCAGGCCGUUAGUGGAGUGGCUCAGAAACCCCGGCCCCCAGCAUGAGAAGCGGACUCUGUUUGGAGACAUGGUGUGUUUCUUGUUUAUAACCCCCCUGGCCACCAUCUCGGGCUGGCUGUGCCUGCGGGGCGCCGUGGACCACCUGCACUUUAGUAGUCGGCUCGAAGCCGUCGGACUGAUCGCACUCACUGUGGCACUCUUCACCAUUUACCUCUUUUGGACACUAGUGUCAUUUAGGUACCACUGUCGAUUGUACAAUGAAUGGCGUCGGACCAAUCAGCGGGUGAUUCUCCUCAUUCCAAAGUCUGUCCAUGUACCUUCUAACCAGCAGUCCCUGCUGGGCCUCCACUCGGCCAAAAGGAACUCGAAGGAGACAAUUGUUUAAUGUUCCAGGGGUUGACUGGUGGAUUUGUUGUUUGGGAUCUGGAAGUUCCUGCACUGGGACCACGUACUGAGCCACCCAAGCCCACCUUGAUCUUGCGGUCAGAGAACAUCCAGAGCUGCACCAGCACGCCACCCGAGCAAUGAACUCCGCCAGAAGAAAGCCAGUGCUAUUUACUUCAAAUCCUGGACGCUGCGGUCAUACAUUUGCUAAGCUGCCAAACAUGCUUAUUUAGCAGACACUGCAUGGGAUUUUCUGAACACUUCUUCGACAUAUGAGGAAGGCUGUCCUGCUAAGGAUUCAAUUCAAUGCAAUUCUUGUUUUUACUGUUUCAAAGAUGAUAAUCAGAGUCUAAAAGCCAAUGUAAAAACUGGUUUCUUGGUUGGGAUGGACUUCAUCUGGGUCAGUUUGUUUCCCAGUUUCUAAUGUGGAUACCUUGGGGUGAUUUGAUAGCUUGAGUUGUCUUUCCGUCUCUUUCAGGUCCUUUGUUCAAGGAGAAGCAAAUGACUACAGACUAAGUCAUAUUUGAAGGAUGUUUUGUGGUAAACCUCAUGUAAUUCUUCAGUUUUUAAAGGGAAAAAAGGUGUGGCAACUCUCCACACGGUGAGCUGUUUAUUUAAAUAUCAUUAAGGGAAAAUGAUGGUGAGAAGCACGCUCCUUUCGACUGGUUUGGUACUGACAGCUGAUAGAAGCUAUUUUCUAAUAAUAAAUAUCCAGUGUGUGAAAGACAAGCCGUGCUGAUUGCAGUACUCUUUCUUUUUCAAUCCUAAAACCUGUGAGCUUCCCAAAGUAGGUUUUAAAAAGGAAAAGCAAAAGGUUGGCGUCCCCACUCCCGUCUCAUUUAGUGUGUGUGUUAACUCCGCAACCCUAAUGAACGGGAGGAUCAUUAGACAUUUCUAGGAACCCUGGACCUGUUUUGCAUAUCAAUUAGCAUUCUCGCUGCACUAUUGAAUUUCUAGUUUGACAGGUAGGUGGGGGAACUGUCCUAGAAGCCCUGCACUUCCUCUAAGACCCCUUUGUCUGAUUUAAGAAAAAAAAAAGCCCCACACAGUGCCCUUUCCCAACAUGAGUCAGUUCUGUCGCGGGCCGACACAGAUUUUGUCCUAAGUGCGUCACUUCCCCGCUUCACGUCCGUCUCAGCAUUGGGGUCACCCGUAGACCGCUUUGUGGCCUCUAGAGGACACUGGGGGGGGGCGCUGGGCUCCCGCCGUCUCCACCCACACACGCUUAGAGAGAGGCGGGCUCAGCUUCCGGGCACGCUGAAUCCCGGAUUUCUGGAGCAUGACCCACAUUCUAAGAGUGCGGAGGCGCGCACGGGUGAGGAGGGCGAGUCCGCCCGCAGACUCGGAUGCAGGUGGUCCCUUUGUGGGGCUGAACCUCCACUCACAGGCGAGGCUGGGGACGGAAACAGAUGCGUGCUCACCGCUGCAAGACUCAGAUGUGCUUUAUGGCUUGUGACAAUAGAUCUCCUCCCCACCACGCUUUACCUGACACUUCAGUUCCAGUAAUGUAUGUCUCAGCCCUUCUGUUUACGCGGCCCUUCUCACCCCUCUGGGCUCUCAUUACUGCAUCACCAUCAGCCGUUUAACUGACCUUUUUAAAAUGCUGGACGCCACUGGCUGCACGCGGCUGUCACACAUCUCCACAGUAAAGAGUCCGACUUGGUAGCGUGUGCACUGCAGCACUGUAACACACUUGAUGAAUGAUACGUCCAGCCAGCCGGGGUCCCUGUCAGCUGAACCAGCGACGCCUUGCAACCACGUAGCACAAACUCCGCAAGAGGACUGCACUCCUCUCCCCUGCCUCUUCCCUGAAUUGUGGAAUCUGGAUUCUCGGACUGGUUCCUGUUUGAAGCCACCUGCGGAGGUGACGCUGCCGCUGCCUGUCGGUCCUGGGCAGCUCCCAGGCCUUCCAGGCCAGGAAGGGUGGCCCAUUCAUACUGUGCCUGUGAUGUGUCUCUUUACCCCAGAUGUGCCUCCUCACCCUGCCGGGGGACGCAGAGUCCGAGCAGCACAGGGAUAGCACACAGCACAGCCCUGGCAGCCAAGAAUCCCCUCACAGGCCGUGAGCUGGACCUUGUGAGAGGCCGAGACCUGUGUCAGCAGCUGGGCCGUCUGGAUGACGCUCCAUCCCCUCGAUGAUUGUGCCCCAAGGUCCUUCGAGGUAGCAGAAUCCGGGGAACCCCGGCACAGGCAUCAGGACACCUCGCCAAAAGGCAGGGACAGGUGGGCCUGCAGCCCGACACUGCUCCUCUCUUCCCCGCCGCUGACAUGGAAAGUGCUAGGUCCUCUGAGGAAGGGCGUCCUUUGAUAAUUGCCGUGGGGCUACCAUGUGAAUUACCAGCCGCCUCGCUAAGCUGGAUUCUUCCUUUGCCUCUUUGUCUUUCAAAGGUCAAGAGUGAAGCAGAUGAAGGACACGGGGUGGGAGCAGGUAAAGGAUCCUAGCAGCUCCCUGGAUUUCUUCCCCCGACUUCUCACCCUCCUGCCAUGCUAACCAUUUUUCCUGGGGAUGUCCCAUCGAGACAGAUGUGUAUCAUGGUGAAACCAGAGAUGGGAAUGAACUAAAACAAGUCUUGCCCGCCCAGCAUGUGCAUGCAUCUCUGAAUGCCCUCAUCCGGUAGAAGGACUGAGGACACAGAGGGUCCACACAAAUGCUACAGCUCCGCAGAGAACUGGGCAGACUCUCCGAUGAGCUGCAAAAUCCAAUUAAGGAAAAAUAAAUGGCACGAUUUGGAAGUUACUUCAGUUUGUCUUUUGUCAUCCCGGUCCCCUCCUGCCCCGAGUACUGGGGCUUUGCCACAGAUUGUCACUUUCAGCUGGGCUCUGGCCACAGUCAUUUCGUUUUCAGUGAAAGUAACUCAUCUGGGGCCUGGAAAAGACAGGAGAAAAUGGAAGUGAAACUGCAGUUCAGCCAACUGAGUACUUCAGAGAGCAGCCAGCCCCAGGCCCCGCUUCCUCCAGGGCCACUGUCUCCCUCCGGGCACUGGCUUCCGGCCAGCUCUGAGUCUGAGCCCGCACCACACCUCCGGCCCUCGGAGUUGAAUUCUGCCAACAGAUUACAGGGCUGCCCACACUUGGAGUAUCCAAG
Fukomys damarensis (Damara mole-rat) is the source of this 4168-nucleotide messenger RNA. It is a transcript of the gene Marchf3, whose product is annotated as membrane associated ring-CH-type finger 3. The record is from RefSeq and is a predicted model, not a curated record. The transcript is spliced from 6 exons. Gene Ontology annotation, biological process: protein ubiquitination. Lineage: Eukaryota; Metazoa; Chordata; Mammalia; Rodentia; Bathyergidae. The coding region runs from base 323 to 1084 and encodes 253 amino acids. Gene Ontology annotation, molecular function: zinc ion binding; ubiquitin-protein transferase activity.